UUCUUAUUUGCAGUGUCUGGAUUUCAGCUUAAAAAUCAUCUAUUGAAUCUUAUGAACUGGAGAGGUUGCAAAGCGCUGUUCUUUAUUUUGCUCAUUUUUAUUGUACUCGAAACGUUUUCACAAAGACGACUUGAACUUACUGACUCGUUCGUCAAAAGACUGGGCACUUACAACCGUAAACGGUGUGUUGAUGUUACGAGACAAAUGAGAAAUGGAAUGUGGCGAAAACGUUCGAAUCUACAGCCCACAGAUGUGCUUCACAGACGAGAGCAGGACAUAAGGAUUAGAAAACUCAGAGGGUUGCCGGAAAUAUUACACAGAGAGGAUAAGAAGUGCGGAAAGAAUUUCCCAUUAAAGGCACCAAAUUUCGGCAUCCCAAUUCCCUCUCUGUGUGACCCUGAAGGCACGGAUCCCUGUUGUAAUCAUAAUCUUGCGAGGUGUGGAUCAGCAAAAGAAGAUUGUCAGUGCACAUCAUGCACGGAUUUUAGAAAUAUAGUUUCUGCGGAGCUACACGAAUUCGUUCCUUCUUCUGGCUGCGAGUUUCAAAACUUCAGCAGUGCUAAAACAUGUCAGUUGUUAUCCGAAAGAGUCUCCAGCUUGUCGUUAAUCGGUGAUUCGCUGGUGCGACAUUUACAUAAUGCGCUGAUGAUUUUAUUCACAGACGACAAGGUAUAUGGUAGCCUUGUAAAAGACGUCGACGAACACCAAAGAGAUUUUUGUUCAGGCGACAUGCAAUUCGUAGACGCAGGUAAAACGGGAUGUCACGGAAAAACUGCCCACAACGCUUCCCAACUUCCUGAAGGGAAAGUUUGCCAAGGACAAUCUACCUUCGAGUAUUCUUUAUAUCAAUUUUAUAGCAUGGAAUAUGCAAAGUUGGCACUGCAAAAGGUUCGGGGAAAACUUAACGCGACAAACUCAGUCAUCGCUAUUGGAGUAGGACUCCAUAUGGGUCUGAAUGCUGAUAAAGUGUUUAAUGGCUACCUAAAACCAAUCCUUCAACUUAAGCAUCAAGCAGCAAGCCAAUGGCCGCUUAUUAUAUGGCUCACAACGCACGCACAUGGCAGCAUUAAACCAAUUCCGUAUAUUGAAUCCCAAGGUAAUGAUAAAAUCAUUCGUUACAACCAAGAAAUGAGGCGGUUUCUAGAACCUUUUGAAGUUCCAGUGUUUGACACAUUCAAUCUAACUGUUGGGGUGCAUAGCUAUGAUGGAACACAUUACGGCUUUGGAGUAAACAUGAUGAAGGCACAAUUAUUUCUGAAUUUUUUGGACGAGACCUUUCCUCACAAAAAGCGUUUGAGCGCAUAA
Pocillopora meandrina is the source of this 1305-nucleotide messenger RNA. The record is from the annotation of a GenBank genome assembly. Lineage: Eukaryota; Metazoa; Cnidaria; Anthozoa; Scleractinia; Pocilloporidae.